Messenger RNA from Emericellopsis cladophorae, 492 nucleotides. RefSeq lists its product as uncharacterized. The transcript has a single exon. Bases 1 to 492 code for a protein of 163 amino acids. The record is from RefSeq and is a predicted model, not a curated record. NCBI's taxonomy places the organism in Eukaryota, Fungi, Ascomycota, Sordariomycetes, Hypocreales, Bionectriaceae.
AUGGGCAAGUCUUUCGCCGAGUACAGCCAAGAAGCAUUCGAAAAGAAAACCAUAAGAAACUUCAUGCACAACAAUAUGACACUCAACAUUGUUGACCAUCCUUCCACGCGCUGGCACGCCAACGAGACCCUCCUGCCGGUUCCUGUCAUCGAGUACUGGCGCGACGAACCUAUCCCCUACGGCUCCCCCCCAGCUACACUCGUUCUAACAAUCUCAAAGCGAAGCGCGCAGCCCUAUGACAAGCCCACGUCCGAGAUUUUACGAGGCGACCUCACAAUCACAGGGAAGAAGCACCUGCUGUGUCCUUGGGGUGCCUACAAGUUCAGACUCAACAACGUCUACUUCAUCGAGAAGGCCGUCGACUCCUCGUGGACCAUUCACGCAGGCGUGUACGAGCGCGGCGAGAAAAUGGGAGAAGUCGAAAUGCUGCCCAUUGAGGUCUGGGACGUGGAGCAGCCCGUCCAACAGAGAAUCGACUUCAAACGUCAAUGA